GGGCAGCUGCGCUUGGCGAGGGACGGGGCUGCUGCUUCCCUCGAGUGGCGGCCAGGCGGGGCGGGGAGCGCGCAGGGGGGCGACAGGCUGCCCCCAAACUUUGCCGGGCGGCCCACGUGUUCGCCAGCUCGCCUGACGGGCUGCCGAGGGAGCAGCUGAGGCGCCCGGGGAAAGGGGCCGGGGCGAGCUCGAAGGAGAUGCAAGAAGUUGCCGGGACUUUGCGGGAUCCGCCAAGGGGCGUGUGAGCGGCGCUCGGAGGAGCAGGAGCAGGAGGAGGGGGCUUUUCUGCGAACUCCUCGGAGCCGCCGCCGCUGCCGCUUUGCACACCCCUCUCUUCCCCGUUGCCGCGGCGAGUCCCCCCAGCCCGGAGCCGAAGGAUGCAGUUUCGCCUCUUCUCCUGCGCCCUGAUCAUCCUCAACUGCAUGGAUUACAGCCACUGCCAAGGCGGCCGCUGGAGACGCAGCAAGAGAGCUAACUAUGGACCAAAUCCAAUUUGCAAAGGGUGCCUAUCUUGCUCCAAAGACAAUGGAUGCAUCCGAUGUCAGCAUAAGUUGUUCUUCUUUCUUAGAAGAGAAGGAAUGAGGCAAUAUGGUGAAUGCUUGAAUUCCUGCCCUUCAGGUUACUAUGGUCUCCGAGCCCCAGAUAUGAACAGAUGUUCAAGAUGCAGAAUUGAGAACUGCGAUUCUUGCUUUAGCCGAGACUUUUGCACCAAGUGCAAGCCUGGGUUUUAUCUCUACCGAGGCCGAUGCUUUGGAGAAUGUCCUGAUGGCUUCGCACCCUUAGAGGAGAUGAUGGAAUGUGUGGAAGGCUGUGAAGUGGGUCCAUGGAGUGAAUGGGGAACUUGCAGCCGAUAUAACAAGACGUGUGGAUUUAAGUGGGGUUUAGAAACGAGAACAAGGCAGAUUGUGAAAAAGCCAGCAAAGGACACGAUACCAUGCCCAACGAUUGCAGAGUCCAGAAGAUGUAAAAUGGCGCUGAGGCACUGUCCGGGAGGAAAGAAGACACCAAAGACAAAGGAUAAGAGGAAGAAGAAAAAGAAUUUAAUGGAAAGAGCACAGAAACAACACAGCCUCUUCCUCGGCACAGACUGAGCUGGCCAAUAGUGACUUUGCUGAGUGGGAAUUCCAUUGGGGGGAUUUUUGUUUGUUUGUUCGUUCGUCUUACCGUAUUUUUGCAAAAUGCACAGAAGCUGCUAUCUGCUCCUGCACUGCAAUUCAGCUGCUUUGACAGUAUUGGUUGCAAAUAACUUGUGAAAAAAAAAGAUGUCCACAAGCUUGUUUGUGUGUUUAUUUAUACUUUUGUUGUUGUUUGUUGUUGUUGUUUUUUAAAAAAAAUCUUUCCCAAAGCCUGGAGACUACAGGGGCAGAAGAAGUACACUGAGUUGAAUCAGUGUGUAUGUGUGUGUAUGAGCGCCCAAGGCUUUUUCGUUGUGUUGUUCAGUUUUAAUUCAGUGCCUGUGAGAUGCAGAUGGCCCGCUUCUUGGCACAGAAGUUUGCAGCAGAAUCUCAAAAGCUGCAAGUCAUCAUUGGGCAAUGGACUUGUGCAUAUUUAUAUAAAAACAAGACUUGGGGGAGUUAGAAUUGCAUUUAUGGCCUUUGUUUCUCAUAUUGUACUUUUCAAGAAUAAAUAACACUAAGCAGAUAUUUAUAGAUAAUGGGUGGAAUCCAAAGUUAAGUCUGCAAAGCAAACUUGUGGAAGUGAUUUUUCAUUGGCUUCUCUUCCCCCCUCCUGUUGCCCCCCCUGAAAAGAUACUGUUGAGCAUUAAGGGGCCCUCCUGAACAGUUUGUGGGAUGGGGGGGGGGGGUUCCAGUAGGGUGGGAACUCAGUAGAAAUUGCCUUUCUGUGAACAUAACUUCUGUUACCAUGUUACACCUUUUCUGAAGACGGAAUAUGAUUUCUUCCUCUUCACUUCAGCAUCUGAUCUUGUACAGCAAUCCUGUUCUGGAAGUCCUUCAACAACCAGUGGCAGCAUUUUGAGAGGCACCAGAGGCUUGCGGGGGUGGGGUGGGGUGGGGAUCACUUGUGCAAACUUGCUUCACUGACAAAACUUUGGAUUCAGCUCUUCGUAUUUGGUUCUCAGCACCUGUUAUAUUGGAACAGUUGUAUAGUAAAACUGUUCCUGACUGAUAUACUUCAGGAGUUGCUGCUUAGUACUCCAGGAGCCCAGCAGUUUCCAUGUGUACAUAUUAUGCUGUCUACAUAUAAAUAAACCUAUUUACAAUA
Molecule: messenger RNA, 2223 nt
Organism: Heteronotia binoei (common prickly gecko)
Lineage: Eukaryota; Metazoa; Chordata; Lepidosauria; Squamata; Gekkonidae
Gene: RSPO2
Product: R-spondin 2
Exons: 6
Coding region: 378-1091 (237 amino acids)
Source: RefSeq, a predicted model, not a curated record